GGAAUCCCAGUCAGAACAUCCAGCCUACCACUGUUCUCUGAUGCCAUGCCAGCACCAACUCAACUGUUUUUCCCUCUCAUCCGUAACUGUGAACUGAGCAGAAUCUAUGGCACUGCAUGUUACUGCCAUCACAAGCAUCUCUGCUGUUCACCAACAUACAUUCCUCAGAAUCGCCUGAGAUACACACCCCAUCCAGCAUAUGCUACCUUUUGUAGGCCAAGGGAGAACUGGUGGCAGUAUACUCAAGGAAGGAGAUAUGCCUCUACACCUCAGAAAUUUUACCUCACACCUCCACAAGUCAACAGCAUCCUUAAAGCUAAUGAAUACAGUUUCAAAGUACCAGAAUUUGAUGGCAAAAAUGUCAGUUCCAUUCUUGGAUUUGACAGCAAUCAGCUGCCUGCAAAUGCACCCAUUGAGGACCGAAGAAGUGCAGCAACCUGCUCGCAGACCAGAGAUAUGCUCUUGGGGGUUUUUGAUGGUCAUGCAGGCUGUGCUUGUUCCCAGGCAGUUAGUGAAAGACUCUUCUAUUACAUCGCUGUUUCCUUGUUGCCCCAUGAGACUUUGCUAGAGAUUGAAAAUGCAGUAGAAAGUGGUCGGGCCCUGCUACCUAUCCUUCAGUGGCAUAAGCACCCCAAUGAUUACUUCAGUAAGGAGGCAUCUAAAUUAUAUUUCAACAGCUUGAGGACUUACUGGCAAGAGCUUAUAGACCUCAAUACUGGAGAAUCAGCUGAUAUUGAUGUUAAGGAGGCUCUAAUUAAUGCUUUCAAGAGACUUGAUAAUGACAUUUCAUUGGAGGCUCAAGUUGGUGAUCCUAAUUCUUUUCUCAAUUACCUGGUGCUUCGGGUGGCAUUUUCUGGGGCUACUGCCUGUGUGGCCCAUGUAGAUGGUGUUGACCUCCACGUGGCUAACACUGGUGAUAGUAGAGCCAUGCUUGGUGUGCAAGAAGAAGAUGGGUCUUGGUCAGCAGUUACGCUUUCUAAUGACCACAAUGCUCAGAAUGAAAGAGAACUAGAACGUCUGAAACUGGAACACCCAAAGAAUGAGGCCAAGAGUGUGGUGAAGCAGGAUCGGCUGCUUGGCUUGCUGAUGCCUUUUAGGGCUUUUGGAGAUGUAAAGUUCAAAUGGAGCAUUGACCUUCAAAAGAGAGUGAUAGAGUCUGGCCCAGACCAAUUGAAUGACAAUGAAUAUACCAAGUUUAUCCCUCCCAACUAUCAUACACCUCCUUAUCUCACUGCUGAGCCAGAGGUAACUUAUCACCGAUUAAGGCCACAGGAUAAAUUCUUAGUGUUGGCAACCGAUGGAUUGUGGGAGACCAUGCAUAGACAGGAUGUGGUUAGGAUUGUGGGUGAGUACUUAACUGGUAUGCAUCAACAGCAGCCAAUAGCUGUUGGUGGAUACAAGGUGACUCUGGGACAGAUGCAUGGCCUUUUAACGGAAAGAAGAGCGAAGAUGUCAUCAGUCUUUGAGGAUCAGAAUGCAGCAACCCAUCUCAUUCGCCAUGCUGUAGGCAACAAUGAGUUUGGAGCUGUUGAUCAUGAGCGUCUCUCUAAAAUGCUUAGUCUUCCCGAAGAACUUGCUCGCAUGUAUAGAGAUGACAUUACAAUCAUUGUAGUUCAGUUCAAUUCUCAUGUUGUAGGAGCAUAUCAAAACCAGGAACAGUAAGUGAUGUUAUCCUGGCAGUUAUCCAAUUCGAAGGGCAGAUUGACUUUUGAAAGAAACUAAUCCAGUAAAUAUUCCAGUGGGUCAUCCUAAACACUUCGUAUCUGAUGCUCUAGCUACUUGAGUAUUCCAGAUCAACUGCAACAGAUAGUAUCAUUUGUGUCUGUUCUGUCCUGUUGGUCCUCAUGGUACCUGCACUUGAGGCAGAUUGAUUCCUUAUUGCAGGUGUCUUGUGACAGUGACAUACCUACGAAUGUGAAGACUGGCAGAUAAGAUGUUGAAUAGGUCAAAAGCAAGGGUCUUUCUGGGAGUAUUAGUAAAGGCAAAAAAAUUAAUAAUCCCAUCUGCAUACACCUUUCACCAUAAGGAUUCUACCAUACAUGAGAAUAUUUACUACAUUAUUUAAAAAACAUAGUCCAUAUAUUAUUCACAAACAUUUAUUUUAGCCUGAAGUUUUUUCAGGUCCAGUACUUUAAGCCAUAAAUGACCAUGAACCAAGAUACCUGGUUUUAAGUUUUUGUGAUUGUAUCAUAAAAUAUUCUUCCCAGAUAGGAAACUGCACUUCCCUUCCUUCCUCACCCAUGAUUUCCUCAGUGUAACUGAGAAGUUUUGUUUUGCUACACUUAAAAAACAAUAAAGGUUCUUAGUUUUAUUUAUCCUUCUAGUGAAUGUUAAGUAAAGGGAAAAUGUGUUUUUUCAGUUUGUAUUCAUGAAAAGAUUUAUUUAGUUUGAAAUAAAGAUACCCAGAAUGAAAAGAGACUGCUUUGUUUAAUUCUUGUCAACUAUAGCUACCAGCAUGUCACUGUUCUGUAGUCCCCAAAGUCUUGACAAGCUGUGUGUAUGGUGGAUAAACAAACCACUGCUGAGAAGUCAUACAUCUUUAUUUGUGAUAGGAGUUUUCAUGAAUUUUGGAAUUUUAAGAAUAAUGUGGUAAGUUUAAAUAUCAACUCAAGUAAUAAGAUUUUAAUAUUAUGACAGUCUGAGGAAAUUUUUUGUUUGUCCCCACUUAGGUCAAUUAAAAUAAUUUGGAUUAAAAUUAUUAAAUGCUUUAAAUACACUGUAGCUUGUAAUGUAUGUGUUAAGAUAUAUAUAUAUAUAUAUAUAUGAGAAACUUUUAAAUAGUAAUCUCUGCAUGCCUGAUACAGAACACUUAGCAUCAAAUAUUUGCAGCAGUCUCCAUAAUUAUAUGCCAUCCUUCCUAAUACUGUAUCAAAGUAAAUGAAAAUAAAUAUAUUCAAGUAGGCUUUUUAGGAAUUUAUUUGAUAUGCAUCAAAUGAAACUUUUGUUCUUGCAUUUAAUAUGGUGAUCUAUGUACAGCUGUGCAUAUAUUUUCAUCACUUACUAUUAAAAAUAGCUAUAACUUUGUUUAAAAUUCAUGUAGAUUUUUUUAUACAAAACAUGAUUAGUUUCUGUUGUGUAAUUAGUUUGGAAUGUAGGAGUCCUUUGAGAAUGCUGUAGGAUCUGAAGUACAUGGUCAAGGACUCAGGAUUGCAAUUCUCAAAUCAAUAUAUAGCAGUACUGGCUGCAAAAUUAGGUCCAAAUGAAAGUAAGAAGAUUACAGCUUAGAACAUCUUAGGAUUUGUUUUCUGAAGUACUGUUUGGUUUUGUUUUUUAAAAUCAAUUUCUUUAAAUACCACUUUUUAUUUUGGAGGGGGAAACACCAUUACAUACUCUAAAUGUUUUUAGAGACAUGAUAGGAUGAAAAAUGUACACUACAGUAUGAAACCCUAUUUUUUAUUUUAUAUAUAUAUUUUUAUUUUACAUACUAAUCCCAGUUUCCCCUGCCUCCCUCUCUCCCCACCCCCAUUUAGUCCUCAUAGGGGAUAGGGCCUUCCUUGGGAAGUCAACAAAGUCUGGCAUACCAAGUUGAGGCAGGACCAAACCCCUCCCCCAAGUAACAAGGAUAAGCAAGGUAUCCCACCAUAGGGAAUGAGCUCCCAAAAGCCUGUUCAUACCCCUGGUAUGCCCCUGGGCUAAGUCCUGGUGCCACUGCCUGGGACCUCCCCAACAGAACAAGUCACAUAACUCAUAUUCAAAGGAUCUAGUUCUGCCCCAUGUCGGUUCCCCAGCUGUCAGUCCAUAGUCCAUGACCUCCACUAUCUUGGGUUAGCUGACUCUGGUUUUCCCUAUCAUGCUCUUGAUUCCAGUGUUAAUAGGAUCAGUCCUCCCUCUCUCCAAGUGAACUCCAGGAGCUCAGCCCAGUACUUGGCUGUGGGUUACUGCAUCUGCUUCCAUCAGUUAGUGUAUGUUCUAUGAUGACAAGGUAGUUAAUAAUCCAAUUAAAGGAGAAGGCCCAUUCAGACAUCCUCUUCAUUAUUGCUAGGAGCCUUAGCUGGAGUCAUCCUUGUAGAUUCCUGAGGAUUUCUCUAGCAUUAGGUUUCUCCCUGACCCCAUAAUGGCUUCCUCUAUCAAGAUACUGCUUUAAUUGCUCUCCCACUCUGUAGUUCCCCCAACUUGAUCCUGAUCGCUCAUGUUCCCAUUCCCUCCCUUCUACCCUACUCCCAGUUUAACCAGGAGAUCAUAACUAUUUUCCUUUCCUGGGUCCCUCCAUGUAUGUCCCUCUUAGGGUCCCUUUUUUUAACGUAGCUUCUCUGGGGUUGUGGAUUGUAGCCUGGUUAUUCUUUGCUUUACAUUUGAUAUCCACUUAUGAGUGAAUGCAUACCAUGUUUGUCUUCCUGGGUCUGUGAAACCCCAUUUUUAGUACUGUUUGGAAUUGCUUUUUAAUACCACCACUUGUGAGGUCUAUGUUACAUGCUGACAAAUGUCUCAUAUAAUACAGUGAAUAUAAAUACUGUUUUCUGUGCUUAUGAAAAGACAUCAGGCCUUAUUACCCAAGAAGUUUUGCCUACAAUCUGGAAGCCAACCUACUUGUAUAGAAAUAAAAAUGCAAUGUGUAAAUGAAAAUAACUGGGUAUUCAAAAAUCUUCAGAUGCUGUUAUUUAAAAACAGUUGUGAUUCUCUUGUUAUUUGUCAUUGUGACAUGGUACCUAGAAGUAAAGUCAGUUUGUGUAAAUUUUCAUGGAUUUUAGUCUUUCAAUUUUGUUUUAUUUAAAUUUGCUUACCUGUAUUUAAUUUCUGUAUUUAUUUUUAGUAAAUGCUUCAUGUUCCAUGGACUAUGCCCUGAACUAUUUAAAAGGAAUGGUGGUAUGACACUUGGUUUGAAUGCUGUCUAUGGUUAGAGAAUGCCCACAGUGAAUUAAAGCUUUACGUCUGCUUCCUGA
Messenger RNA from Cricetulus griseus (Chinese hamster), 4880 nucleotides. NCBI's taxonomy places the organism in Eukaryota, Metazoa, Chordata, Mammalia, Rodentia, Cricetidae. The record is from RefSeq and is a predicted model, not a curated record.